Messenger RNA from Rubroshorea leprosula, 2404 nucleotides. Lineage: Eukaryota; Viridiplantae; Streptophyta; Magnoliopsida; Malvales; Dipterocarpaceae. The record is from the annotation of a GenBank genome assembly.
UCCAUCUUCUUCUCACAAUCAAAAGACUUCAUGGUCGAACCUCGCAUUCUUCUCUUUGACCCAAAAUCGUUAUCAUUUCUUCCUUUUUCUUAGUUUCUCGAUCUUCAAUCUUCCAUCUUUCCCUCUGUGCGUUUACAUUUCUUUCAUUUUCUCAACUCCCAAAGGUAUAAUCUUUCCUUCUUUCACUUCUUGAUUCUUUUGUGACCCAUUGUUUCCUUGCUUGUUUUCUGUUUUCAAGAAAAACCCACAGUUUUUUUCUUUCUUUUUUGCCAAGAAAUUUGGUGGUUUUUGGACUCUGGGGGUUACGUUCUUCUUUUGGUUCUUAAGAGAUUGGUUCUAAAAGGGUUUUGUUUAGCAGGUAAAUGAGCAAAGAUGUCGAAGUCAUCAGGAAAAACGACUCCUUCUUGUCAGAAUCCCGUCGGUCGAAUUACUGGUAUGAGCAAGGAUGACGACGGUGAUGAUCCUGACCUUCGUGCCAUCAUCUGGUCCAGGGACCUCGAACGGCAUCCCUAUGGCGAAUUCUCAUUCGCAGAGAUUCAAGCCAAUCUGGUCAAGAGGGAUUACAGCCAAAUCGAGAUUGCAAGUGACGCUAUCUUUGUUGGAGUUUAUGAUGGGCAUGGUGAUUCAGACGAAGCGUCUCACUUUGUAGCUGAAAAUCUCUGCAAGCAUUUCACUGGGCUUGUUCUUAAAGCACGAACCAUUUCUGAAGAUAGUCUUAAACGUGCUGUUAUUGCAACGGAAGAAGGAUUUCUUGCUUCUGUGGAAAAUAAAUUUGAUGGAGACAAGUCAUCUGCAGAAGUUGGGUCUAGUUGCCUGGCUGGAGUUAUAUGGAGAGGAUCGCUGUAUGUUGCAAAUGUUGGUAAUUCUCGAGCUGUAAUUGGUUAUUUGGAUGACUCUAAGAAGAUGGUUGCUGAGCAGUUGACUGAAGAUCACAAUGUAAAUGUGGAUGAAAUCAGAAAUGAAAUCAUGUCAUCAAAUCCAGACGAUCCAUAUAUUGUUGUUCAGAACCAUGGAGUAUGGCAUAUCAAAGGCACACUUCAGGUAUCUAGAGCUAUUGGUUCUGCAUACAUGAAGAAGCAGGAGUAUUAUGAACAUCCUUACUUCUACACACGGUACAACCUCCCCAAACCCUUCCCUGAAAAUCUUGUAAAGGUAGAACCUGAAUUGCAAAGAAGGGUUUUAAAAGCUGGUGAUAGGUUUCUCAUUUUUGCAUCUGAUGGGCUUUGGGAAAAUUUGACAAUUGAGCAAGCUGUUGAUAUUGUGAAUAAUAAUCAGCGAGCAGGAAUUGCAAGAAGACUUAUUAUAAGAGCUCUGGAAGAGGUGGCAAAGAAGAGGAAUAUGAGGUUGGAUGAGCUUAAGAAGAUUCAAAAAGGGACAAGGCGGUCUUUCUAUGAUGAUAUUACUGUUGUUGUGAUCUUUAUUGACCAUUGGUCACAGAACAAGGAGGUACCAUUAUGGGAGAGUUCAAUACGUAGAUUCAGAGAUUUUGGUGAACCAUCAGGUUUUAACAUUUGUGAAGAGAUUGAUGCAAGGACAAGUCUAAGGAAUGAUGACCAUCCAUUGACUAUUCAGGAUGAGGGAGAGAUUGUUCCAGUUACUAGUCCACCAUCUGAAGCAAUAGUUAGUGAUCAUUUAUUGACUAUUCAGGAUGAGGGAUAUAUUGUUCCAAUUACCAGUCCAUCAUCUGAAGCAACUGUUUGUACCAGCAAGGAUGAUGAUAAUGAUUAUGAUGAUCUUUGUGAUCUCUCAGUCCCAGGCCCCCUCUUCUGGAGUAAGGACCUUGAUAAACAUAAGUAUGGUGACCUUUCAUUUGCUGUGAUGCAAGCAAAUGAUUUUAUGGAAGAUCACAGCCUGGUUGACACUGGAUUUGAGGCUACCUUUGUUGGAGUUUAUGAUGGGCAUGGUGGUUCAAAUGCAUCUCUCUAUAUUACAGACAAUCUCGUUCAGAAUUUGACAAGGCUUGCUCUUGAAAAUGGAAGCAUUUCUGAAGAUAUUGUUAAAAAUGCUGUUAUUGAAACUGAAAAUGGAUUUCUUGAUCAUGUACGUCAGAAUUAUCCUAGAAAUCCGGAAAUUGCAGCUGUUGGUUCUUGUUGUCUGGUUGGAGUUAUAAGGGAAAAAACAUUGUAUGUUGCAAAUGUGGGGAAUUCUCAUGCUGUAAUAGGUUUUUUGGAUGGAACGGGGAAGAUGGUCGCCGAGCAGUUGACUACAGAUCACAAUGUAAGUUUUCAAGAAAUCAGAGAAGUCAAUUCUUCAAAUCCAGAUAGACUUGAGGAGGUGAUGCUGGAAUCAGAUUGCCUGCAUGCAAUCAGGCUAGCUAGUUCUGAUGUAGAAUGUUUCCUAUUCGUUGGAGCCAUAGUUAAAGAUUUAAGGGCACGUCACUAGCCUAUAAAAGAUAAUUUUUUAU